AUGGCCUCAUCAUCACCCUCCGAGUUCCUCACCUUCAUGCGCACCAUUCGCACCACCCAAGCUCUCAAAGCCCGCACAGCAACCCGCGCAACGAUCCGCCCAUUCAGCUCUUCAAUACGCACUACCUACCCCGAGACUGGCCGUCCAAAAGACGACAAGGGCGGACCGAACAAGGAUUCCAAACACGCUCUCGACAAGGACAACAGCUCUGCUCAAGACGUGCAGACCAAGAACAGCCACGCCGCCAGGAACGACCGCGCUCAAGACACAGGCGGCGCAGCAACACAACAAAAAGAUCCCAAGAACAAGGAAGCGCAGAAGACCAAGGACGAUUUCCCCGAGCGACCUGAUAACAUUGGCAUGCAGGAUGAGCGUGGUGGCAAAGGGCAUUAG
Messenger RNA from Fulvia fulva, 393 nucleotides. RefSeq lists its product as uncharacterized. Bases 1 to 393 code for a protein of 130 amino acids. The transcript is spliced from 2 exons. NCBI's taxonomy places the organism in Eukaryota, Fungi, Ascomycota, Dothideomycetes, Mycosphaerellales, Mycosphaerellaceae. The record is from RefSeq and is a predicted model, not a curated record.